AUGGCGACGAAAACAGAAGGCAAAGCAAUCGGCAUCGACCUCGGCACCACCUACAGCUGCGUCGGAGUAUGGCAGAACGACAGGGUCGAAAUCAUCGCCAACGACCAGGGCAACCGCACCACCCCUUCCUACGUCGCCUUCACCGACACCGAGCGCCUCAUCGGCGACGCCGCCAAGAACCAGGUCGCCAUGAACCCCCACAACACCGUCUUCGACGCCAAGCGCCUCAUCGGCCGCAAAUUCUCCGACCCCUCUGUUCAGGCCGACAUGAAGCACUGGCCCUUCAAGGUCAUCCCGGGCCCAGGCGACAAGCCCAUGAUCGUGGUCCAGCACAAGGGCGAGGAGAAGCAAUUCGCCCCUGAGGAGAUCUCCUCCAUGGUCCUAAUCAAGAUGAGGGAAAUCGCCGAGGCCUUUUUGGGUCAAAACAUCAAAAACGCUGUCGUCACGGUUCCGGCUUACUUCAACGACUCCCAGAGGCAGGCGACGAAGGACGCCGGCUCAAUCGCCGGUCUCAACGUCCUCCGAAUCAUCAACGAGCCCACCGCCGCCGCAAUCGCUUACGGUCUCGACAAGAAAGCGUCGAGUCGCGGCGAGAAGAACGUCCUCAUCUUCGAUCUCGGCGGGGGAACGUUCGACGUCUCCCUGCUGACGAUCGAGGAAGGGAUCUUCGAAGUGAAGGCCACCGCCGGAGAUACGCAUCUGGGAGGUGAGGAUUUCGACAACCGGCUGGUGAGUCACUUUGUGGCGGAGUUCAAGCGGAAGAACAAGAAGGAUAUCAGCACCAACGCCAGAGCUCUGAGGCGGCUGAGAACCGCCUGCGAGAGGGCGAAGAGGACUCUGUCAUCCACUUCCCAAACCACAAUCGAAAUCGAUUCCCUCUACGAAGGGAUCGAUUUCUACUCCACCAUUACCAGAGCUCGGUUUGAAGAAUUGAACAUGGAUUUGUUCAGGAGGUGUAUGGAGCCCGUGGAGAAGUGCCUCCGCGAUGCCAAGAUCGACAAGGGGCAGAUAGACGACGUCGUUCUGGUCGGCGGUUCGACGAGGAUUCCCAAAGUCCAGCAGCUGCUUCAGGACUUCUUCAACGGGAAGGAGCUCUGCAAGAGUAUCAAUCCUGACGAGGCGGUAGCUUACGGAGCAGCGGUUCAGGCGGCGAUUCUGACCGGGGAAGGAGACGAGAAGGUUCAGGAUUUGCUUCUUCUUGAUGUCACCCCUCUCAGCUUGGGUCUCGAGACCGCCGGCGGCGUGAUGACGGUGUUGAUUCCGAGGAACACGACGGUUCCGACCAAGAAGGAGCAGGUUUUCUCGACCUACUCUGAUAAUCAGCCCGGGGUUUUGAUUCAGGUGUACGAAGGCGAAAGGGCGAGAACGAAGGACAACAACUUGCUAGGGAAAUUCGAGCUCUCUGGAAUUCCACCGGCGCCGAGGGGUGUCCCUCAGAUCAAUGUCGUCUUCGACAUCGACGCGAAUGGGAUCUUGAACGUGUCGGCGGAGGACAAGACGGCGGGGGUGAAGAACAAGAUCACGAUCACGAACGACAAGGGGAGGUUGAGCAAGGACGAGAUCGAGAGGAUGGUUCAGGAGGCAGAGAGGUAUAAAGCAGAGGAUGAGGAAGUGAAGAAGAAGGUGGAGGCGAAGAACUCGUUGGAGAAUUACGCGUAUAACAUGAGGAAUACAAUUAAGGAUGAGAAGAUUGCCGGGAAGUUGGAUUCGGCGGAUAAGGAGAAGAUCGAGAAGGCGGUGGAGGAGACGGUGCAGUGGCUUGAUGGGAAUCAGCUGGCGGAGGUGGAGGAGUUGGAGGACAAGCUGAAGGAGCUGGAAGGGCUCUGCAAUCCGAUCAUUGCUAAGAUGUAUCAGGGUGGCGCUGGUGGUGAUGUGCCAAUGGGCGGCGGCGGUGGUGGCGGGGGCUACGGCGGUGGUGAUGCAUCGAGUGGCGGCGGUGCUGGUCCUAAGAUUGAAGAAGUUGAUUGA
Molecule: messenger RNA, 1968 nt
Organism: Linum tenue
Lineage: Eukaryota; Viridiplantae; Streptophyta; Magnoliopsida; Malpighiales; Linaceae
Source: the annotation of a GenBank genome assembly